Messenger RNA from Folsomia candida, 1458 nucleotides. Its product is annotated as acyl-lipid (8-3)-desaturase-like. The record is from RefSeq and is a predicted model, not a curated record. NCBI's taxonomy places the organism in Eukaryota, Metazoa, Arthropoda, Collembola, Entomobryomorpha, Isotomidae. Gene Ontology annotation, molecular function: oxidoreductase activity, acting on paired donors, with oxidation of a pair of donors resulting in the reduction of molecular oxygen to two molecules of water; heme binding. Gene Ontology annotation, biological process: lipid metabolic process. The transcript has 6 exons. Gene Ontology annotation, cellular component: membrane. The coding region runs from base 121 to 1338 and encodes 405 amino acids.
UUGCAUAUAUUUCUGUGGAGUUAUUAUUCUGCAUUUACAUAUUGAUCGUUGCUGUCCACAGUUAUUUAGUUUUCCAUCAUUUAAAAAGAUUUAAGUCCCUACGUACGUACACGUCCUGCAAUGAGUUCUGCCGAGAAGCGAUUAGAAAUUUUAUACGAAGGCUACUUCUAUGACGUCACGGAAUUUGUGAAACGACACCCGGGAGGAAAUGUAAUCCUGUUCUAUACCGAAAAAGGGGAAGACGCAACCCAGGCCAUUCAACAGUUUCAUAACCGAUUCAUAAACAAGAUCAACCUCAUGCUGAAGUCUUUUCAUAGACGACCUGCGUCAGACUCCGAGGUUUCCGACGACCCAGGAAGGCUGAAACGUCAUCGCGGACUGACGGAUGAUUUUGCGAAACUAUUUGUCGACAUAACGAAGGAAGGAUUGUUCGAACCGUCGUACGGGAGCAUUCUGUGGCGAAUGUGGGAAUGUUGCUUUUUUUGGGCGAUGGCUGUCCUGUUAAUAAAUUCGUCGAGCUUCCCCCUCCAACUUCUUGGGUGUGGUUGUUUCGCCAUGGGGUCGGGUCGAGGAGGUUGGCUAAUGCAUGAAGGCGGGCAUCACUCCUUGACGGGGAACCACAGGGUGGACAGAUUUUUGGAGUCUGUCUUCAUUGGGAUAUUCUUGGGCUUAUCGGGAGGCUGGUGGAGUCGAGGUCACAACAAACAUCAUGCUAUGCCCCAGAGACUUCAUUACGACGUCGACCUCAACACGAUGCCAUUUUUAGCAUACAAUGCCAAAGUUGUUAAAAAUCCUGAUCAAGGGAAAUCGUUUUUAAUUCAAAAUCAGACUUGGCUAUUCCUCUCGAUGGACUGCUUUUUUGGCUACUGGGCUUGGCGAAUCUACAUCUGUCCCCGGAACGCUAUUAAACGAGGAGAUUACUUGGACCUGGUGAUGAUGGCGAUUCACUGGUACGCCGCCUACUCCAUGAUCCCCAAUUGGUGGACCUUCUGCCUGUCUUACUGGCUCGGAGCGAAUUACAUGUUUGGUAAUUUCGCCUUGUCCCACACCCACCUUCCCGUCACCGAGGAGCAGACCCAUUGGGUCGAAUACGGUCUCACGCACACGGCCAAUGUGAAAUCCACCCCCUUCGUCGACUGGUGGAUGGGCAUGCUCAACUUCCAGAUCGAACAUCAUCUCUUUCCUACCCUCCCACAAUUCCGGGCACAUUUAGUACAGGACCGAGUUAAAGCAUUGGCGGCGAAGUAUGACCUUCCAUAUCACGACAUUCCUUACAAGGAUGCGUGGAUAAUUACCCUCAAGAAUUUUAGCGAUGUGGCAAAACAGUUCAGAGAGUGAAUACAUGUUGAAUUUUGCUAUUUUUAAAGUAUUUGUUCGUUGUUUAAUUGUGCGAUUAGCUGGACUACUAAUAAAUAUACUUCUCCUUGUAUGGAAUAAAUGGAUAUAAUUAGCCGCUGA